This is a messenger RNA of Spirometra erinaceieuropaei, 3948 nucleotides long. Lineage: Eukaryota; Metazoa; Platyhelminthes; Cestoda; Diphyllobothriidea; Diphyllobothriidae. The record is from the annotation of a GenBank genome assembly.
AUGCACAAAUAUGUAGGAAUCACUACAGAUCGCUUUGGGCAGUCAGUUUCCAAAGAACAGUAUGGUCUUAUAUACAGGUAAAUAGUGACCGGAAUAUCUAUUGCAUAUGCACAUUUAUACUAAUAGGUACAGAAUUGCCGGAUGACAGAAUUUUUUGACGGCCAACGGCGGCCACAUAAUCGGACACAGCAAAAUAGUAGUAAUAUCAGUACUAUCACUUAUUUUAAAUCCUGGGUGAUUGAUUAGAGUGCAUGCGAAUGUAAAAUUACAACCUCCAGUAACAUGAAAACGUUUAGUGACACAUGUUAUUGUGCGCACAUCCAUUUCAUAUGUAACGUAUGUGCUCAAGUGUUUCAUAUUCUUAUGGCAGGAGUGGCCUACUACCCUAGAUAUAGUAGCAGCAUUAGCAGCACAUCAAGAAUCCCAAAGAUGCUGCUGUCUCAGAUUAUUCAUGGCAGAGCUGGGAUGACGCCUCUUAAAUCUAAAUCAUGUAAAACGGUAAAUUUGUAAAUGUAUGACAUGUACUCUUGUUUUGUGAUGGAUUAAGAUUCUGAUUGAACGAUAUUCCUAGCUUUAGUUUAUUGGCAUUUUAGCCGCCAAUAAGAUCUUGUCGAGUACGUAGAAAUCAAUGCGCGACCCGCGUUAAUUCGUAAUUCGUUGGAAGGAGUUAUAUUUAAGGAAUACUGCUUGAAUAAAUGCUAACUUUAAUCAAUUUAUUUUCAGCGUAGACGUUGGAGGCCUUUUCACAAGAUUUGCGUUAACACACACUCACGAGAUCGAACGUACGCCCUACUGUUUUGUGUUCAAUGGAAUGGGAGGUGCGUUUAUAUAUCCAUAUUUUUAAACCCUUAUGCCGAUAUUUUAUACUAGUUUGACAUUAAGAUCGUUUCAAAUCUCUUGGAUUUCCUUAAAAUACAUUGAGGGAAUAAUUUAUCUAGAGAAACCAAACACGCAAUGAUCUUACAAUUGCCUGUGGCAAGUUAGCAAGCUGUUACAAUAUACUUUCAUUAAAUAUAAACCUAAGUCCAACUUGUAAUCAUACAGUUGAGCAAUGCAAUUAAAUACUGCAUGACAUGCAUUAAGAUAAUUUUUGGAAUUACUAUCAGAAGUUUGUAUCAUGUUAAAUGUAGGUCAACCACUAUGAUCAAGCCUGCGCAUAUAAUCAAGGGCAAAUAGAACGAGGUUCAUGUAAGCAGCGAUUGUAUCUUAUUUGGGAAUUUUCACGGUAAAUGUAUAUAGACACAGGUACCUCGGACUAACUGGAAAAAAGAUGAAAAAGGCCAAAGUUUUUGUGGUAUCAGCGCCAGCAUCAUUGGGCUGAGAUUGGUCGCGGUAACGCAUGGUAAGCCUUAAACUGCAAUUCACACGAAUUCACUUUUCUUCUGCCCGCCGAUACACACAUAACUAUAUAAUGGCAGACAGGUGCUCAACGAUUGCAUUACCGAACUCACUCGUCACGUCGCGGAACUGUAGACGCUUGGGAGAGAGUCCUAACGCACAAUGACACGAGUGAGUUCCAUUAUGCAAUCGAUGAGCGCUCCUCUACCAAUUUAAAUGAUUGAUCGCGACCGAUAGGACAACGAGCCUGUGGCUCCGUGGUUAGGGCAUUGGACCUUUGGCCAACGGGUCAUCGAAUCAAGAAGUAGAUGUUUUGCACCUUGGGGUUGGGAAUGGCUAACUGGAGAUUACUAAUAGGCCAGAAAUGGCCAUUCCAGUCUCUCCUCAUUUUUGUCAGUAAUUUCACCUUACACAUUAUAUAAAUAUGGGUUUUUGGCCACCCUGCCUGUCGGGAGUACAAAAAUGAUACUUUGCCAUGUGUAUUUCACACUACUUGUAGUAUUGCUUAUUUGUAGAAUGGCCACUACGUGGUAAUUACACAGUAGUUGAUUGUCUUCGACCCGAAUGCUCAUUGAAGUGUCGGGUCUGACCCUAAAAAGUUAUGUCCUGGAGACUUGACUCCAUGUUCUGUACCGCAUAAUUUCUGAAAUCAUUCGCUUAAUUAUUCUCCGGAGUUCAUUUACUGAAAACCGCAUAGAGGACGCUGGAGGACCCAAUGAGGAGCCGAACCCCAGCAGCUGUGUUACGCAUUAGCAGAAUAUCGGUGAAACACGGGUUUGGGCUUCUAGCUGAAACCUGUAUCGGGAGUACGGUAUAAGACCUCUGCCAUAUAUGUGUAUAUAUAACAGGAAGGAGGGGAGACCAAGGAUGCGGGUCGAUUGAAACAGAACUGUUUUGGGCUUAUUUCGCCAAUUAUAACUCUGACGAGCAGGUGAGACCAGAAAUCCGAACAUGCGCACAAACACACAUCGCGCAGUUGGUACAUCACUGGGGUCGACCAGAUGGGUCAUGAGCACUGCAUCGAACCGAAUUUCAUCAGUUCCUCUCCGCAUGUCAUUUUCUGUCGCUGCUGAUCGCGUAUUAAUUUAAUCAGGAAUGGGCGUAUACCGAUCUAUUGGCUUCUCGAAGCAGACAAGCUCCGUUCGUUCUCUCUACUAAUAUGACUUGCCGGCUUUGGCCUGGUAGUUGGUUUCCUGGUUGUGCCCUUUGUCGCCCACACGAAGCCCGUUGGCGUCGGGAAGCCAAUGGUCUGUUGUGCGCUCAUUCCUGGCAGGAUAUAUUUAUGUAGAUCAGAGGUCGUAUGAGUUUCGAACCGAUAUAAUGAAAAAAGAGAAAGGCUGUUCGGAAAAAUCAAGGUGUACUCAUGCAUUUCUGGGCUGGUGACACCAACCCGUCGUCAGACGAAAUGAAAGCGAGGGAGAAAGUUAGUUUGGUAAACUAUAAUACUUAGCGCGACAAGACAGACACACUAUUGGCGUAUGAAAGGGAUGGCCACAUAGUCAUGGUAGGUCUCUGAGCGAGCAGGAGGGGAGGCGGAACAACUACGGCUCCCUGUGCUGGAGGGGGAGAGUGGAUGAUGGGCCACUUGGCCUCCGGGUAGUUGGAUUGACUGCUGUUGGUGUUGCAUUAGGGCAGGAGUCAGUAAGUCGUGAACGUAGGCCCUCGUAAUGGGAGUUCAGGUCAACAUGGCGGUUAAUAUUACUAGCAUUGGAGUACCAAGCCUCGAGAAAUUAUCUUGCUCGUUUUGUGUUAGCGAUGGCGACGAUCCCAGUGCCAUCCCAAUUUAAUCGGUGGUCGCACUCGUGUGCGUGAGCAUGGACGAGGGACAGGGGGUCUCGCCGACGGAAAGCUACUUUGCGUUCAUUAAUCCGGAUGCCAAGGCGUCGACCCGUAUGACCAACAUACACGCAGGAGCACUUCGCGCACGGAGUGCGAUAAAUUACGUUUGUUUUUGCCUUUUGGGAAUGGGAUCCUUGAUUCGAGGUAGUGUAGAGCGUAGUGAGGAUGCUGGUUUUUGGGUGGCAUGAAUACUAACUGUCGGUCUGUCCUGUCAAUUUAAAUAGUGUAGUGUGACAAACUAACUUUCUACCUUGUUCUCACUUCGCCUGACGUCGGGUUAGUGUUAUCAUCUCGGAAAUUCAAGAGAAAAACUCGAUUUUUCCGAAAAACCUCUUCCUUUAUUUAUAUACAUAUAAACGUACAAAUUCCACACCUGGAGAUAUGCAGGCAAUGGUGUGUUUUAUAAAACCGCAAGCUUCAGUAAUAUUAAUAUUUUGGCAAUCUGUCAGCUGAACGAACGCUUACGAAGGAAUCGUGAGUUGUACAACAUCAGUCGAAUAGGGUUUUCAAAGUCAUUGCCCAUUACCCUUAAAUUAUACUGAUCUAAAAAUAUACUGAUCCAUUAAAUUGACUUGCCAAUUGGCCUCCGUCUUUUUAACUUACAUCUCAGCAGAUUCUCAAACGAUACAAAGCAGCAGUCAGAAGUCAUUUUUUUUAAACAAGGUCUAACAUCGAACUACUAAUGCAAGUGGUUUUUUCGUUUCAGCUAUCAACCAAUUUUCUUUGCUUGUCACUCAUAUAUCUCCCAGAAAUGUUUUCAAUGAGAUGUAA